UAAUCUAUUCUUUGUUGUUUUAAUUUAAUUUGGUAGGGUAAACGCAUGUUACUUACUUUCCAAAAACACUCUCUUCUAAAUCACUUGUCAAAUUGUUUAUGGUAAAUCUGGUAUUUUGAUUAUUCCUUCCUCAUUUGUAAUUACACCAAAAAAGGGGCAUCCUGCAUAUCUUGUUUCAGCUCUACUUGUUGAAGGCUGCAGGGUUUUCGGGUUAAGGUUGGUGAAUUUCGUGGAGGAUUAAUUUGCAUGGUACUGCACUUCCUGUAUACAAAGAAGUGAAAUCAAAUUGAAGCAAGAGGGAGAGUGUUCACAUCUGUAGAAAGUAGCUGAGAAGAUAUCACAGGGCACCGUUUUGCCCAGGUACUUAACUACAGUGAUUGGUUGACUUUCAAACAACAAGAUUUAUCAGUCAGUUCAGUAUUAUUGGGGUAGAUGCAAGCUUGAUAGUAAUGUCUGUACUCAUUGAAGGGCUUCCUGAUGCUGUUGCUCUCAGGUGUCUUGCACGGGUUCCAUUUUAUCUUCAUCCCAAGUUAGAACUUGUUUCCCAUUCCUGGCAAGCUGCUAUUCGAAGUGGUGAACUAUUUAAGGCAAGACGGGAGGUCAAUUCAUCUGAAGAAUUUUUAUGUGUCUGCGCCUUUGAUCCUGAUAAUUUAUGGCAGCUUUAUGAUCCUAUGCGUGAUCUUUGGAUUACUCUCCCUGUUCUUCCGUCAAACAUCAGACAUCUUGCACACUUCGGUGUGGUAUCUACUGCAGGAAAACUCUUUGUUCUUGGUGGUGGUAGUGAUGCUGUGGAUCCAUUGACUGGUGACCAAGAUGGAAGUUUUGCCACGGAUGAGGUCUGGUCAUAUGACCCAGUAACCCGAGAAUGGAGUCUGUGUGCGUCUAUGAUUGUGCCUCGAGCCAUGUUCUCUUGUUGUGUGUUUGAUGGGAAGAUAGUUGUUGCAGGGGGUUUCACUAACUGCAGAAAAUCAAUAUGUAAAGCAGAAAUCUAUGAUCCCGAGAAGAAUGUUUGGGAUCCGAUCCCUGAUCUUCAUCACACACACAACUCUGCCUGCUCAGGAGUGGUUAUUGGUGGUAAAGUUCAUGUAUUGCACAAAGGUUUGUCAACUGUUCAGGUUUUGGAAAAUGUGAAGCAGGGUUGGACUGUGCAUGAGUACGGUUGGCUCCAAGGUCCCAUGGCUGUUGUUAGGGGAGAGCUUUAUGUAUUGAGUCAUUGGCUCAUAUACAGGCAGGAAAGAGAAACAAGAAAGAUGGUAGUUUCAGCAUCCGAGUUCCGUAGAAGAAUUGGGUUUGCAAUGAUAGGUCUGGGAGAUGAUAUCUAUAUUGUUGGAGGGGUUAUUGGACCCGAGCGCUGGAAUUGGGACAUUAAAUUGCUGUCUGAUGUUGAUGUCCUGACACUCGGAAAUGAGAGGCAAGUGUGGCGUCAAGUUGCUCCAAUGACAAGGUGUAGAGGAACGGUCCUUGGCUGCACGCUAAUGAGAAUAUAGGUCUUGUAUAACAGAUCGAAUUCCAUUGCAGUUUUCGUUGGAUAACUACUUCAAAAAGGGUUUAAGUUGUUCCUGCAGAGUGCAAGGGAUUACAUGUUCAGCUUCCUUGCAUAGUAUAUAUAACCCUUUUUGCUCAAUGCUGCUGGUUUUUUUUAGUAAACCUCUGUCCAUACCUUGAAUGUUGGCGAUUUUAACAUGAAAAAUACGCGUAUUUGCAUCAAGGAGGUGUCUUUUCUCAGAGUUUUUGUUAUCUUCUUGUGUUGUCUGUAUGGAAGAUAAAUUAGUUUGUUGUUGCCCCUGCUUGAUUCGCAGUGGCCAUGUUUGUCUAUUUUCAACAAAGUGAACCUAAAUCUUUUUGGUCUUUUUCUUUUAGUCAAAUCAAGAAAUAUCCAUGUCUUUAGGAUAAACCAAAUCAUAGUUUAGCUAGCCACAAGAUGGGCAUUUGAGAUUCUAAAGCCAUGUUAUAUAUAGUAAUUCUCAUUGUACUUGGUUAAUCUACCAAGCACUAUUCAAGAUUCCAUGGA
Molecule: messenger RNA, 2011 nt
Organism: Solanum stenotomum
Lineage: Eukaryota; Viridiplantae; Streptophyta; Magnoliopsida; Solanales; Solanaceae
Product: F-box/kelch-repeat protein SKIP30
Exons: 4
Coding region: 450-1487 (345 amino acids)
Molecular function (GO): protein binding
Source: RefSeq, a predicted model, not a curated record